AUGAUAACUGGGGUGUCUGUUCAGUUUACUGUCUCCGUCGGCAAGCGCAUCUGGGCGAAGCUGCUAAGGUCUCGCAGUUCUUCUUCUUCUUCUGCUGCUGCUGCUGCUCCUGCUGCUGCUGCUCCUGCUGCUGCUGCUGCGGGGGCUGAAGAUAUGCAGCUGCCUUGUGAAGCAUUAAACCCGCUUAGUAUUUGGGAGGUAGCAGAGAAGAUAGAGGUGCUUGUAAAGAGAAUACUUACAGCUUAUAGACAUCGAUGGAUGCAAGAAGAACUUGCAGAUCUGUUGCAAGCCCCUUUAUUACCUCCUCCUCCGAUUUUUAUAAAAUGUUUAGGGGUGGAAAGAAGUAAAGAGAGUGCUUCUUCUAUUGAAGUUAAAUUUGUACAGAGACCUGAUAAUAUAAUACUUCAGCCUGAAGACCUGGGGACGCCUAUCCUUCCCUAUGCAACACCCUUAGGGGCGGUGCUGCUCUCUAGAGUGCUCGGGAUGGUAGAUGAUGCAGAUCUUAUGGACUUCGCCGUCCUCGUGGGUAGAGGUGAAAGGGGGCUGCACCCCGCUGAUUUUCCUCCACAUCCUCGUGGUUCUGUAGCUCUUGUAAGAGAUGCAAGACUUACAGAAGGCCUCUUUCCUAUGACAACGCCUGUGUUGUUGGGGUUUGAACGCAUGCGGAGACACUCAGUAAUGUCUCCUUUGGGUAGAGCGCUGCAUCAGCAGAGCUGCUCAGUGGAGAUGUCUCGCGGGCUUCUUCUUAUGAGAGACAGGGUAGCAGCACAAGCAGGAGAUGCAGGAUUAUCAAGUGUUGAAGAGUCACUUAGAGGAGAAGAUGUCUCUUCAACUCUUGUUGAUAUUGCUGAGAAAAUAUGCAGUAUGCGAGAUAUCGUAGCUAAUGCAUGCAUUGCUUCACAACAAGAGUUAGAAGUAAUGGCUCAAACCGUAGGACAUCUUACAAGUACAGUUCUCUCUGGAAGCAGAUGCAUGCGGAUUGCUGCCUCGAGCAGCAGGAGCCGCAAAAGGAGCAGCAGCAGCAGCACCAGCAGGGACUUGGGCUUCGUCGUAACGUAUCUAUUAAAGUUGUGCAAGGAUUACGCGGCUUAUUGUGCUUCAGUGGUUGCUCUUAUUAGAGAUUUAAAAACUCUUGCAGACAAAUAUAAAACAGCAAAAAAAUCAAACAAAGGAGACACUGAGCGCUGUACUCUUCCUUCAGUUAACCUUACCCUUCUUAAUAACCCAAACCAAACCUGUAAAUAA
This is a messenger RNA of Eimeria acervulina, 1245 nucleotides long. RefSeq lists its product as hypothetical. The record is from RefSeq and is a predicted model, not a curated record. Lineage: Eukaryota; Apicomplexa; Conoidasida; Eucoccidiorida; Eimeriidae. The coding region runs from base 1 to 1245 and encodes 414 amino acids. The transcript has 2 exons.